Molecule: messenger RNA, 1595 nt
Organism: Stereum hirsutum FP-91666 SS1
Lineage: Eukaryota; Fungi; Basidiomycota; Agaricomycetes; Russulales; Stereaceae
Exons: 4
Coding region: 143-1231 (362 amino acids)
Biological process (GO): phosphatidic acid biosynthetic process
Cellular component (GO): endoplasmic reticulum membrane
Molecular function (GO): ATP-dependent diacylglycerol kinase activity
Source: RefSeq, a predicted model, not a curated record
GCUGUGUUCGUUCUCCAUCCCGCCCUUUCUUGUCUUCCUUCCUUCCCUUUCUACGUCAAAACGAGAAAAACAAGAGAAACAUAAAUACGAAACGCUUUGACGGCUCUGACGACACAACAUUCCUGAUAAGCCCCUUGUCACAAUGACCCUCCCCGCGAACGACGCCUUCACCCUUGCUCUCGCCCACUCCAACGACUCCUCCAUGCCCUCCAGACGGCGUUCGCUCACCCGCUCGCCAUCGCCCAAAAUCCCAUUCACCCCGACUAACGACAGUCCGAAACGGAGACCCGGGACGCGCCGACGGGUCUCAAAGGGCUCCGUGGCGUCCGGUGUCGAUGGAGGGAUGACAAGCGGCAGCACACUGCAGGAGAUCGACGAGAAGGAGGACACGCUCGAGGUCGAGCGCAAGCUUCUUGGGCAGACAGUAGAAGAGCCGUCGCAAAAGAAGAAGAAAGUCGACUGGGAAAUUCCUCGUAAAACAUUGCAUUCCUCCAUCGGCUUUUUCACCUUGUACCUCUAUGCUUCCAAGGGAUCGCCACAAACUGUCAUCCGCUAUCUCUCAGGGGCACUCGCCUUCAUCGCCCCCUGUGACGUCUUGCGCCUCAACUGGCCAGCUUUCGAACGGGCGUACGAACACUGCGUCGGCUUCCUCAUGCGCGAGAGCGAGAAAAAGUCGACGAACGGUGUCAUCUGGUACCUUAUUGGCGUGAUCUUUGUUCUCGGGCUUUACCCCCUUGAUGUCGCCCUCAUCUCCAUCAUGAUACUCUCAUGGGCUGAUACCGCUGCCUCGACUUUUGGCCGCCUGUGGGGUCGUUACACACCACCGCUCCCGUCUCACAUCCUUGGGCUCCCCCUCGCCCCCCGAAAGUCUCUCGCAGGCUUCAUCGCAGCAGCAGUCACCGGCGCCGCCAUCGUCUUCUCGUUCUGGACCUGGAUGGGUGAGGGCGUCGAUGUCCCAAGUUGGAGCUGGGAGCAAGGCGUCAUUGGUGCCGGUGUUGACGACAGCAUCGUUGGCUCCACCAUCAGGGGGUGGUUGAGAGAGCAAGGCUUUGCGGGGGUGAAGACGGGCGGCUGGGUAGGUUUGGCUGUGGUCAGCAUUGCUUCUGGGCUCGCGACCGCGGUGGCUGAAUCUAUGGAUAUUGGCUCGUUGGACGAUAACUUGACGCUUCCUAUCCUCUCUGGUGCGGCCGUCUGGGGCUUCAUGAAGCUCUUGAGCUGGGUAUCUAUCUAAAUAACUCUCGACAACUGACUGUUUCGCCUCCCUUCCGCCUCCGCUACGUGCCACAAGCUUUAUUAUUCGGUGUCUAAAUAGAGUGAACAUCUCGCGUUCGACGGACUGUUUCAUCGUACGCUCUAGAUUAAUUUCUCGCUUGUUCGGCCCACUACUACCUCCUUCUUACUUUACGAUCCCAACGAUUAUGUCUUCCUCAUCUGUCCAUAUGCAUAGUCCCUCUUACACCUUACUUACAACCAUACACUCGACCGACUGAUCCUCCGCCCGCCUCCCACUAUCUUCAACCUUCACCCGGCUACCUUUCAUCCUUCUGUCUCCACCACUUACACGCUUACAAUCACCAUUACAACUUUCCUCCCUC